Sardina pilchardus (European sardine) is the source of this 1609-nucleotide messenger RNA. It is a transcript of the gene calr3a, whose product is annotated as calreticulin 3a. NCBI's taxonomy places the organism in Eukaryota, Metazoa, Chordata, Actinopteri, Clupeiformes, Clupeidae. Gene Ontology annotation, biological process: protein folding. Bases 23 to 1357 code for a protein of 444 amino acids. Gene Ontology annotation, cellular component: endoplasmic reticulum membrane; endoplasmic reticulum. Gene Ontology annotation, molecular function: calcium ion binding. The record is from RefSeq and is a predicted model, not a curated record. The transcript has 9 exons.
GGGACUUCGGAGAGGUGCAAGUAUGCGAUCUACUUUGGCAAUAUGUGCAUUACUUGGAUUAUUAGUCAUCACAGAUGCUACUGUGUUCUUCAAAGAGCAAUUUCUGGAUGGAGAUGGAUGGAAGAGUCGUUGGGUGGAAUCUAAACACAAAUCUGACUAUGGCCAGUGGAAGCUGUCUGCAGGGAAAUUUUACGGAGAUCCUGAAAAGGACAAAGGCCUUCAAACCAGUCAGGAUGCUCACUUUUAUUCCAUCUCAAGCCGUUUCAAACCUUUCAGCAAUGAGGGUAAAACUCUUGUUGUGCAGUUUACAGUUAAACAUGAACAACAAAUAGAUUGUGGUGGUGGAUACGUGAAGCUCUUCCCUGCUGACUUGAAUCAAGCUGAUAUGCACGGAGAUUCCAAAUACUAUAUUAUGUUUGGCCCUGAUAUUUGUGGCUAUGGCACCAAAAAGGUUCAUGUCAUUAUCAACUACAAGGGACAGAACCACCUCAUAAAGAAAGAAGUCAAAGCCAGGGAUGAUGAACACACCCACCUUUAUACUCUGAUCGUGAAACCUGACCAGACCUAUGAGGUGAAAGUUAACAAUGAGAAGCUGGAGUGGGGUAGUCUUGAGGAAGACUGGGAUCUUCUGCCUCCUAAAAAGAUCAAAGACCCAGAUUCCAAGAAGCCUGAGGAUUGGGAUGAUCGUGUCACAAUCGAUGACCCUGAGGACACAAAACCAGAGGAGUGGGACAAGCCAGAGAAUAUCCCUGAUCCUGAUGCCAAGAAGCCAGAUGACUGGGAUGAGGAAAUGGAUGGGGAGUGGGAGCCACCCAUGAUCCCUAACCCAGAGUACAAGGGAGAAUGGAAACCAAAGCAGAUUGAUAAUCCCAACUACAAAGGCAGCUGGGUGCAUCCUGAUAUUGACAAUCCUGACUACACACCUGACAGCACAAUUUACAAGUUUGACAACGUAGGAGUAAUUGGCCUUGAGUUGUGGCAGGUUAAAUCUGGGACCAUUUUUGACAAUUUCCUAAUUACUGAUGAUGUGAAGACAGCAGAUGAUGUUGCUAAGGAGACCUGGGGAGUCACAAAGGGACCUGAGAAGACGAUGAGAGAGCAGCAGCAAGAGGAGGAGAGGAAGCAGAGGGAGGAAAAGAGCAACAAGGAUGAUAUGAAGGAUGAGGAUAAGGACGCCGGUGGAGAUUACGAUGGCGGCGAUGAAGACGAGGACAUCCUUGAUGAGGAGGGUGAAGAGGAGGAGGAAGAAGAAGAGGAGAAUGAGAUUGACGAGGAGAUCGCAGAUGAGACCAGUCCAGUCGAGGAGGAAGAGGAAGACGAGGAGGCUCCCAUGCAAGACGUGAAAGAUGAACUCUGAAGAAGGUCCAUCCGUAGUCUGUUCUCCCUGGGGUGUCUAGCCUCAGGGGAAAAAGCCACAACACCCUUUUUCUGUUUUUCAGCCAUUGGGAAUAAGAGGGUAGAGCAGGCAAUAUUUGCCUUACUAAUGGUUUUGUAUGGAUUUUUGGGUUUCAUUUCUUCUGUCCUUUUACUUGAAAUGCUAUUUGCCCCAUGUUUGUGUUAUGUUUGGUGCUGCUCCUAUACCCUUUGAGUUGAAAAAAUGUUGGGGUAA